Molecule: messenger RNA, 1274 nt
Organism: Alosa alosa (allis shad)
Lineage: Eukaryota; Metazoa; Chordata; Actinopteri; Clupeiformes; Clupeidae
Gene: lyve1a
Product: lymphatic vessel endothelial hyaluronic receptor 1a
Exons: 6
Coding region: 88-1029 (313 amino acids)
Biological process (GO): cell adhesion
Cellular component (GO): plasma membrane
Molecular function (GO): hyaluronic acid binding; transmembrane signaling receptor activity
Source: RefSeq, a predicted model, not a curated record
CUGUUUCCUUCCUCUUGUCCAGUUAAAGAGCUCACCUCCCAGUCACCCCUCUAGUCCCCACACACACACACACACACACACACCAUCAUGACCAGAGUUUGGCUGCUGCUGCUGCUGCUGCCGCCUGCCUGUUCCAUGCUUGUCCAUCAUCUGAGACGCUUCCCUGACGCUGCCAGUGUGUGGGGUGUGUUUGAGGUGUCCCAGGUGCACGGGGGACAGCCCCAAUACUCUUUCAACGCGUCCGUCGCCAGGGACGUCUGCCUGCAGAUGGGCGUCGCCAUGGCAACCAAAGACCAGGUGGACCAGGCCCUGCAUCACGGGCUGCAGACGUGCAGGUUCGGCUGGGUGGACGAGCAGGUCGCGGUCAUUCCCCGGCUCCAGGCCUCCACUCUCUGUGGUCAGAACCGCACCGGACUGGUGCUGUGGCGAGCUUCAGUCAACUUACUCUUUGAUGUGUUCUGUUUCAACCAAACAGACCAUGAGCUCCAACUACAUGGCACAACAACGACUGUGCGCCCCCUCAUAACGAGCGCAUCACCCCCUUCUUCCUCAACUUCACCCUCCUCUUCCUCCUCAACGUCUCCUGCAGUCAACCAAGUGGAGGAGGCCCUGAACAGCAGACAGACAGCAGCUGGAGAGGUACCCACUGUGCUUGUGAUCUCUGUGAUGUUUGUGCUGCUGCUACUGGGAGUCACUACUCUAUGGUACAUCAGGAGGAAGGGGAGCGUCUGCCCCCUGCUGGGUGGACGAGUUCACUGCAAGCCCAGCGACACCGAGCUGAAGGAGGCCUGUGUGGUCCAUCUCACCUCCCACACACCAGACACAUCACCAGCCUCCUCCCCAACACCUGACACCACCCAAACACCAUCCAUCAUAACACCUACAGCCACUCAAACACCACCUAUCAUAACACCUGACACCACCCAAACACCAUCCAUCAUAACACCUGACACCACCCAAACACCAGACACCCAACCCAACACUGGAGAUUUAGCCCAACACUGGAGAUUUAACCCAACACAAAGCUGAAUACCGCUGGAGAUUUAACCCAACACAAAGCUGAAUACAUUCACCUAAAGUGGACUGUAUUUUCUAAGGCAUAAAUUAAACAUUUAGACUAGAGUAGGACCCUGUGUUGUUUUUGUAAAACGUAAAUAAAUCUUUUGUAUUAGAGUAGAACUCUGUUCGUUUUUGUAAAGCGUAAAUAAAUCUUCUGGACUAGAGUAGGACCCUGUGUUGUUUUUGUAAAAUAUAAAUAAAACUUAUGGACUAGA